AUUAGCUUCCUCGCAGCGGCGCCUCCAGGACGCGACCGAGUUCCGAUUUCACCUCGCAUGUGAGGGAAAACGGUGUAAAACAGUGAGUUCGGGCGGGUGUGCGGAUAAUAUAAGCGAGGUUAAUUGACGUGUUUGAGGUACGAGUGUUCCGUUAGCAUCGGUGCUAAAGGAGAGCAGGUGCGACAGCGCGAGCCACUGUCAGUGAGCGCGAGCUCCGUCAGUCAGUCAGGCUGAGAGGAUCCGUGCUGCUGCUGAUGGUGAUGGUGAUGGUGAUGGUGGUGAUGAUGAUGAGGGUGAUGAUGAAGAUGAUGUGUUUACUCUCAGCUCUGGAAUAUUUAAUGUAAAUUCGGAAUAAAUCCUGGAUUCAGUGGGCAUUGUUGGUGUGCUUGGCAUCAGAAUGACAGGACAGGACAUGUCUCCUGAUUUCGUCCUGAUGAGCCUGGUAUCUGCAGCAGAGUAUGACCAGCUGGAGCCUGAUGAUGAUGAUGAGGAUGAUGAAGAAAAGAGGAACCCGUCUGAGAUCACAGGGAACCUCGGGUUAUCCCAUGCUGGAGGAACCAAGGGUGAAGAAUGCACCUCAGAUGCCCAGUCUGGUCAGAAGUGCCAGUGGAUACCAGUCCUCAGACUGACUAAAGUGGAUGCCCAUGGUGAUGAUGCCCAUCAUCAUCAUCAUCAUCAUCAUCAUCAUCAUCUCAGGUCUGAGAGUGUCAACAUGGACUGGGCAAACCUCGGAGAUAAGUGUCCAUUCACUUCUGGUGAAUCCUUUAAACCUGGCACCAGUCCUGGCACCAUCAAGGAACCCAUAAUCAGAGAUCCGGUCCUGAAUUUCGGUGAGCCACCAAGCCUGGAUGGACAGGUCACGGUCUGCCACGGACCUGGCGAAGAUCCCAGCGAGACCAGCGAUGCCCUGCUCGUCCUACAGGGUUUGGAAACCGACCAGGCGCCACAGGUACCAGCGAAGGACGCGGACGAUCGCAAGGAUCAAAGCUUCGUACGCUCUUCCGCCUCGAGCAGCCCGCUGUCCGGUCUGAUGCGCCAAGUCCAUCGCUUGACCUCCAACCCCUCCUGUGAUCCUCCAGAUCCCCCGGUUCCUCCAGAUCCUCCAGGUCAGGAGGGUUCGUAUCUGGUUCCGACGUCGAUCUUGACCUCGGCGUCGCCCGCACCCCUGAGUCGUCCGCCCACCCCGAAACACGUGGGCUCGCCCCUCGUCCUGUCGGCCUGCAGCAGCAGCACCAGCAUCUCCAGCAUGAACGAGGGAAGCAAGGAACGGGUGCGGGGGAGCAGAGCCAAAUCCAGGAGGGGAUCGUUUAAAGUGUGUCUGAGCAAACUCUUCCGCACCAAGAGCAGCAGCAGCAGCAGCAGUGUUAGUGGUGGUGCCACCGGUGGGGUCAGUAGUGGUGCCAGCUGUGGUGCUGCAGCUGGAGGUCUCCCAGCUGAUCAAAUGACCCAUAAGAGGCCGUCCCUGGCAUCGUCCACAUCGUCCGGAGGAAGCCUGGUAGAUGUGUUUGGAUCCAGCGAACCUAAUACGCCAAGGUCUCAGCUGGUCAGACCUCACAGCUCCUACUCUCUUGUUCCCUUCACUGGUGAGACGGUGUCCCUGGUGGACGUGGACAUCUCUCGAAGGAGUGUGAAUUCUCUCCAUCCUCCUACUCCUCCUCCUCCACCCAGGAGAAGCUUGAGCCUGCUGGAUGAUUUGGGAGCACCUCAGCUCAGCCGGUUACCCUCGUCCAUGCAGUCACUGCAACCCUCACACCCCCCCAUCCAGCACAGCCUCAGCCUCAACGAUACCACCCUGCGCAGUGUUACCCUGAGGCCACACCCCCUCCAGCCCGACAGCCAACCGCGUGCUCCGGUGCAGCGGCGCUCCCUGAUGUGUCCCCUGACCAACAGCUUCGCCACCAGCCUCCGAGAACUGGAGAAGUGCGGGUGGUACUGGGGCCCGAUGAACUGGGAGGACGCAGAGAUGAAGCUGAAGGGUAAAGCAGACGGAUCCUUCCUGGUUCGGGAUAGCUCUGAUCCACGCUACAUCCUGAGCCUGAGCUUCAGAUCACAGGGGGUCACGCACCACACCCGCAUGGAGCACUACAGAGGAACCUUCAGUCUGUGGUGUCACCCCAAGUUUGAGGAUCGCUGUCAUUCAGUGGUGGAGUUCAUCGAGCGGGCCAUCAUGCACUCCAAAAACGGGCGUUUCCUCUACUUUCUGCGCUCGCGAGUACCCGGUCUCCCCCCCACCCCGGUGCAGCUCCUGUACCCGGUGUCCCGCUUCAGCAACGUCAAAUCUCUGCAGCACCUCUGUCGCUUCUGCAUCCGACAGCUGGUCAGGAUCGACCACAUACAGGAGCUCCCACUGCCCACGCCGUUGAUCGGGUACCUGCGUAAGUUUUAUUUCUACGAUCCGGAGGAGGAGGGGAAGCUGUCAAUCACAGUAUCAGGGCGGGACUCCGGCGCACAGGAGGCCGAGUCUCACACGUAGCAGGAGAAGCACUGGAUGAAGAGUAUUUAUUUUUGUGUGCCGAUCUUCUGAGGGCUGACGUGAGGAACCUGCUGACUGAAGGACUACUGAUGUUUCAUUCUGAAGGACUCGGAUCUUCUCCUGAGGGUGUUCGGUUGGAGUGGGUGUGUUUCUAACCGUGAUCCUCCCUCUGUUCCCACUCAGAAGGGCGGGGAUGUGGGAACACACCGCCGCUGAUGGUGUGUGUGUGUGUGUGUGUGUGUGUGUGUGUGUGUGUGUGUGUGUGUGUGUGUGUGUGUGUGUGUGUGUGUGUGUGUGGAGGAGACGUGAAGAUCUUCUGGUGCACUUUGUGUUUGGUGAGGAGAGGGAUCGGGACUCGAGUGUUUAUAGGUACCGGGUUCUACUUCAACCCGUGAUCCCUCACGCUCAGUGUGUGUGUGUGUGUGUGUGUGUGUGUGUGUGUGUGUGUGUGUGUGUGUGACUAUACUGAAGGACUGUAAGAUCUACAGCCGUGUGUUACAGGAACUCUCCUCACCCAAACACACCUUGUGGAAAUAAAGCCGGGUUCAUGGUGCAGAA
Trichomycterus rosablanca is the source of this 3031-nucleotide messenger RNA. Its product is annotated as suppressor of cytokine signaling 7-like. NCBI's taxonomy places the organism in Eukaryota, Metazoa, Chordata, Actinopteri, Siluriformes, Trichomycteridae. The transcript is spliced from 10 exons. Gene Ontology annotation, biological process: phosphatidylinositol phosphate biosynthetic process; intracellular signal transduction. The record is from RefSeq and is a predicted model, not a curated record. Gene Ontology annotation, cellular component: phosphatidylinositol 3-kinase complex. The coding region runs from base 398 to 2473 and encodes 691 amino acids. Gene Ontology annotation, molecular function: 1-phosphatidylinositol-3-kinase regulator activity.